Molecule: messenger RNA, 4540 nt
Organism: Cyanistes caeruleus (blue tit)
Lineage: Eukaryota; Metazoa; Chordata; Aves; Passeriformes; Paridae
Source: RefSeq, a predicted model, not a curated record
GCUCCCCGCCACGCUCAGCAUGCCCUUUUCUGGUGCAGCCAGACCCUCCCAGGAAUCACUCUGGAGCUUGAGGCCGUCCUGUAGGGUAAGUGUUGCUUAUCCCUGUUUCCUGCACGGAAAACGUCGGGAGAGUCCAGCCAGAGCAAACAGCCUGCAGCUGCAACAUGAGGGUGUGUUUUGGAUAGAGGGCUGGAGGUUUCCCAGAGGAGCUGCAGGUGACCCAGUAAGGCACAGCAAGGAUCAAACUUGCCAAAAAAGACUGUGAGGAGGUUUAUCUGUGACCUCUGGUGAUGUGGUGGGUACUGGUUAUGUCUGGUCUGAGGUCUCUGCCAUCACCUGUCCAGCAAGUGUGUUUUAUUCUCUGGCUCUAGUGAGUACACUUUCCUGCAAUAUAAGGCUGAAUUUGGGUGGACUUCACAAAAUCUCAUAGCUCCCAUCUCCCUCUGGUAAGGUCUCUGACAUCAUUUUUCUGCCUUCUCAUGCUCCCUGUCCACCAUCCCAUCCCUGCUCUCAGGUCUGUGUCCCGCCCCUCUCCCACAUCCGCAGGAGGGAGCCAAGCCUGGUGUGUGUCUAUCCAAGCCCUCCCCGAGGCUGUGUCUUGGACCUCUUGCCCCGUGGUGUGCCAUCCUCAAUUCAGGGCUGAUCCUGUGUGUGUGGUACCUUGACCUUUUUAUAGAAAAACUACAGCUGGGAGAGACAACAUGGAAGAGCACAACGUGGGAUUCUGGGCAUUGUCCUGUGCAGGGCCAGGAGUUGGACUCGAUGAUCCUUGUGGAUCCCUUCCAACUCAGGAUAUUCUGCGACUUUACACUGGAAAAACUGCUGCUCCGUCUUCCAUCCAGGUGAUGGGAUGAGUGGUCACUGCUGAAGCUGUAAGAUGGAGAUUCUACAGGGUUAGCAAUGUGUUCAGGUGGGAAUGCUGAUUCUGGAGAUGCUGUCUGGUGGGAAUUGUCCAUUCCAGCAAGGCAAACAGCUGUGACACGAGGCUGCAGGGUGGUGAUGGGGAUGUGCCCGCCAGUGCCAAUCCAUUUCUCAGUUUGAUCCUAGUGCUCAAUCUGACCUUGAAAGUGAAUGAGCGGAGCUCACCCAUUGAUCCAAACUGGGCUGAUGAGCCCCAUGCCCUGCGGAGAGCUCGGCCCCCAGCGCCAGCUCCCUCUCUCCCCCUUUUGUUCCUGCCUCCCCUUCACGCCUUUCCAAAGCCAUCAGUCAGAGUGUAGCACCCCGGGCCGCUGACCUUGCUGGGGGCCAGGGGGACAGCAUAUAGGUCCCUGUAGAGAGCUAUCCCACUGUCUGAUGGGCUUCUCCCAGCUGCCACUGCCACCUCUGCACUGCUGGUAAGCCUGGCAUCCACCUGCCAUCAGCUUGGGACUGUGGGGAGGCCUGGGACAAAGCAAAGGGGUUGGUGCCCAUCAUGCCAGGAGCCACAUUUUUUGUAGGCAGUGGUGUUAUCUGCCAAACUGUGCGCCAGUUCUCCUGAUUUAAGGGCUCUGAUGGCUUCACAUGGGGAAACUACAACUUGAAGCAUCUUUUAAUCUUAGCUAAAAUGUCACAUGAACUGGCAAAGUGUAUUUUUUUACCUGUUGGGAAGCAAAACCUGAUUUGAGGUUGGAAACCUAGAAUUCGCCUUGGCUAAUAUGUAGAAAGGUCAGGUUUUGGGAGGAAAGAAGGUGAUGGGCCUUCACUUCGCAUCUUCUGUGCUUUAGCCACAGAUAUUUUCCCGCAGCUGAAAAUAACAAACCAUUUUAAUCUAAGUAUUGCUUGUUCUGAUCUUUUAAUCCAGCUUGCUUUCUAUGGGCACAGCGGCCUAAAAUGAUUUAUCUGCCUGCCUCUCUAUUAUAUAAUUAUUGGGAAGAUUACUGAGGAGCCAGCUUUAGCUUCUCUGGGGAAGGAGGAGGGGGCCGAAAGGUGGGGCGAGGGAUCAUGGAACCACAGAAUCGUGGAAUGCUUUGAGUUGGAAGGAACCUUAAAGCUCAUCUCGUUCUGACCCCCUGCUGUGGACAGGGACACCUUCCACUAUCCCAGGGUGCUCAGGUUUCUUUGUGGCCAUCAGAAAACACAGGAGGGGCAAGCAGCGAGCUGGGUGCUUUGGGCUGUGGCCAUAGUUUGCAUUUGAAAAUUUUAGUGUUUAAGUUUCUCCCUCAAUGUGCAUUUGUUGGAAGUGAGUUCCCAGUGAUUUGGCUGAAGCAUGACCCUCUGAGCCAGAGAAGAUUUGGGUGAAACCCUGCACUUUUUCUACACUUAUUUGGGGCUUAUUAUGGCUGUACUUGUGGUUUUGGGAGCACUGUGAUUUGAGACAGUCUGGCCUUGGGAAUAAUCUGGAAUUAGGGGCUGUGCUCCUGAUGCUUCAGGAGGGGGAACAUCUGCAAGGAAGAACCAGCAUUUGGGACAUGGUGGUGAUGCCAAGAAGGGCUGGAGGUGCCCAUGGCUGUUUCAUCAAGCUCAGCUGGUCCUCCAAGGAGCCUUAGGUGCUUAGGAGAAGGGCUUGAGCCCUUGAGUGAUGGGGUGGCUGGGGCUCUGCAGAAGUGACAUCCAAGGGCAGAUGCCCAAGGUAGAUUUGGCUGCAGCUUGAAGGUGAACAGAUGUAUCCCUGGCAUGGAAAGACAGCACAGCCAAGGGUUGGCACAGCCGGGUGGGGACUUGGGUUGAUGGAAAAAUGCAGCUUCUGACUGGUGCAACCAAUGUACUUGAGCUUCGAUGGACAGAGCAUGAGGAUGUCUGGGGGCUCCAAAAACUCCUUUUUCCUUCCCCAGUCUGAAUGUCUGGCCAUUGAAGGGCUGGUAUCUGCCCUGGCUGCUGAGGGAAGGACAGGAGAUGCUUUGCCUGUGGACCGUGGCCAGCUGGGAUGUGGUGGCUCAGAGCUGGGAACACCCCUAGCACCAGUCAAAAUCAAAUACUGGGAGCAGUGGCUUGGCUUUCCUUACUCCACAGCAUCUCAAGGACCUUUUUGGGAUCCCCAGAAUUAUGCUGCAUUUUGAGCUGGCAUUUUUCAUCCUUUCCAAACGUGAAAAGACUGGCCAUCUGUCUGGAUCCCCCUCCCGCCAAAGCGGCACGAAAGCGGCUCUUUGGGAAAGGUGAUCCAGGCAAGGUGCUGCCCGUGUCUAGGCUGCUCUCCCAGCUAACGCACGUCUCCCAUCCCCUGGUAGGAAAUGGAGUCCAAGGUCUCUGAAGGUGGCCUCAACGUUACCCUCACCAUCCGGCUGCUGAUGCACGGCAAGGAAGUUGGAAGCAUCAUUGGGAAGAAAGGAGAGACUGUGAAGAAGAUGCGUGAGGAGAGCGGGGCAAGGAUCAACAUCUCGGAGGGGAACUGUCCUGAGCGGAUUGUGACCAUAACUGGCCCCACUGAUGCCAUCUUCAAGGCUUUUGCCAUGAUUGCCUACAAAUUUGAGGAGGACAUAACCAACUCCAUGAGCAACAGCACUGCUACCAGCAAACCUCCGGUGACACUGCGGCUUGUGGUGCCAGCAAGUCAGUGUGGCUCCCUCAUUGGCAAGGGGGGCUCCAAGAUCAAGGAAAUCCGAGAGUCCACAGGUGCUCAGGUCCAAGUGGCGGGGGACAUGCUGCCCAACUCCACGGAGCGGGCAGUGACAAUCUCGGGGACACCCGACGCAAUUAUCCAGUGUGUCAAACAGAUCUGUGUGGUGAUGCUGGAGUCCCCACCAAAAGGUGCCACCAUUCCCUACCGCCCAAAGCCCGCCUCCACCCCUGUCAUUUUUGCAGGUGGUCAGGCCUAUACAAUUCAGGGACAAUACGCUAUUCCACACCCGGAUCAGUUGACCAAGCUCCACCAGUUGGCUAUGCAGCAAACCCCCUUUACUCCCCUUGGACAGACCACCCCCGCUUUCCCUGGAGAAAAGCUGCCCUUACAUUCCUCCGAAGAAGCUCAAAAUCUGAUGGGCCAGUCAUCAGGUUUGGAUGCCAGUCCCCCGGCCAGUACUCAUGAACUCACCAUUCCCAAUGAUCUAAUAGGCUGCAUAAUCGGACGCCAAGGGACCAAAAUCAAUGAAAUUCGGCAGAUGUCGGGAGCGCAGAUCAAAAUCGCCAACGCCACAGAAGGAUCAUCGGAGCGCCAAAUUACCAUCACAGGAACCCCUGCAAACAUCAGCCUUGCGCAGUACCUCAUCAACGCCAGCUCUGCAGACCCUGAUCCCCACGGGAGGAACAUCUUCCCCGCCUGACCGGAGCGCUGCAGCCGACCCAGUGCCAGUGGCUGAUGCUUGAGCCCUCUCCAAAGAAGUUGCCGGCUUCCCACCAGCUUCUCCCACUCCUUCAUGGCAUCCUUGGACCACUGUCCGAGCCCCCGGCCCACAGCUGCCCAGAGCCCGCUCCCUCGGCCAGGGCACAGGGCAGCAGCGGGCUCGGGGGGCUGGGGAGGCAGCUCUCAGGAGGACAGCAGCUUGCAGCCAGCGUGCAGCGUACCCACUGCGAGCCAGUGCUUCCCACCGCCCCUUCUGCGCUCCCUCAUCGCCCCUCACGCCCCUGCUGCUUUGCGAUGUAUUUCGUGGCUUAUCCGUGUCAUUGCAAUAAAGCUUUUGUUGCUUGA